UGUGUAAUUUUUUUCCUUCUCCUUUCCUCUCGUGUUUUUUUAAACCAGCUCUGGAUGUGUAGAUCGUCACAUGUUGUUUCUCCCUCCUCAGUGCGGACACUAUAGCAGACAUGUGUUAUUUAUUGCUCAGCUUUUGGAGAAGACGGACGAACGCUCAACCGGCUCUUGGAAUAAAGGAUUAAAAUAAAGCGCGUCGUUUUCUUCAGCAACUCGGGGAAAGGAAGCAUUGUGUCUGAAAGCGAAGGACACGAGAAUGGCGAGUCCGCCAAACACGGGAGACCAGCCGAUAAUAGCCACUACUAAUUCAAACGCUAACAACAAUAUCAAGAAAUGUGGAUAUCUAAAGAAGCAGAAACACGGACACAAGCGCUUUUUUGUUUUGAAGGAGCAGAGCGAAGGUUUCCCUGCCCGGCUGGAGUACUACGAGAGCGAGAAGAAAUGGAAAAACAAAUCGGCCGCGAAGAGAGUUGUUCCUCUGGACUGCUGCCUCAAUAUCAACAAGAGAGCGGACGCGAAACACAAAUACCUUAUCGCUCUUUACACCAAGGAUGAGUAUUUUGCCGUAGCGGCUGAAAACGAGCAGGAACAGGAGAGUUGGUACCGGGUGCUCACGGAUUUAAUGUCAGAGGGGAAAGUAUACGACGGCUCAGCGUCCAACUCUGCGUCCUCGCUGGUUGGCUUCGACGAGGCGAGCUAUGGUGUAAUAACGCCGGUUUCCGCCACCUACAAGGAGGUCUGGCAAGUAAAUCUGAAAUCUAAAGGCUUGGGGCAAACCAGGAAUUUGACAGGGGUGUACAGGCUCUGUCUUUCCAGCCGGACUAUCAGCUUUGUAAAGCUAAACACGGAGAUUGCCUCUGUCAUAUUACAGCUGAUGAAUAUCCGGAGGUGCGGCCACUCUGACAGCUUUUUCUUCAUCGAGGUUGGUCGAUCUGCAGCCACGGGACCAGGGGAGUUAUGGAUGCAGGCUGAUGAUUCUGUGGUGGCGCAAAAUAUCCAUGAAACUAUUCUGGAGGCGAUGAAAGCCAUGAAGGAGCUGUCGGAAUUCCGUCCGCGCAGCAAAAGCCAGUCAUCCGGUACAAACCCUAUCUCUGUGCCCACACGGAGACACCUCAACCAUCUCCCCCCAAGCCAGACAGGGCUUCCCCGGCGGUCUCGCACUGACAGCAUGGCUGCGACCUCUCCUGUGAGCAAAUUUUCCUCCUGUCGAAUACGCACAGCCAGCGAGGGUGAUGGCACCAUGAUCCGCCCCAUGUCAGUGAGUGGCAGCCCCCUGAGCCCCGGGGGCCACAGGACACUCCUGAGCAGGUCUCACACUAUAACAGCUCGCCCUUGUCGGACAUUUGAAUCUUCCUCCCUCCAGCACAGUAAGUCCAUGUCUAUCUCCCUGUCUCACUCCCCACCAAUGGUCACCCCCAGCCCUGUGAAUCUGUCCUCGUGCGCAGACAGCAGUGCCCCUCGCCCCUCCAGCUGCAGUGCCUCCUUCUCAGGCUCCCCUAGUGAUGCCGGUUUCAUAUCAUGUGAGGAGUACGGCUCCAGCCCUGCUGAUGCACGAGACCUGAGACUACCGCUCACCCUGCGGAGCAACACCCCGGAGUCUCUCAAAGCUGAUACCCCACCCUCUCGGGAUGGCAGUGAGCUUGAAGGCUACAUGGUGAUGGAGCGGCAGAAGCAGAGUGGCUUCCGUCGGCUACCAGAGCUGGACAAGGCUUACCGGAAACGCACUUAUUCCCUCACCACUCCCCGGCAGCAGAGAGGUCCCCCCCAAGUAUCCUCAGCCUCCCUGGAUGAAUACACUCUUAUGAGGGCCACCUACAACAGUGGAAGUCAUUCUACUCGCAGGUGUCACACUGCGUCCCCCAAAGGGACCUACCCUGAGGACUACAGGGACGUUCAGAUCAGUGCUGGCAGUGUCAAAGGAGACAGUGGCUACAUGCCUAUGAUGCCAGGUGUGGCGCCUCAGACACCAGGAUCAAGGGAUGACCCUUACAUGCCCAUGAGCCCCAUGUGUGUUUCUGCACCAAAGCAGAUCAUCAACCCCCGGUCACACUCCUCCUCAGUUGGGCUGGCCCCACGCACUGACUCCCCUGGGAGUGUUUCUUUGGAGGACAGCGGUUAUAUGCGAAUGUGGUGUGGAACAAAGAUGUCAGUUGAGAGCACUGAUGGAAAGCUCACCAAUGGAGAGUACCUGAACAUGUCUCCAGUUGACUCUCUUGUGUCUCUCACACCCCCAGAUUUCAUCCUCAGUCCGCCAGGUGGAGACCCCCACCCCCAGCAGCCUCACAGACAGCCUUAUUCUUACAGCUCUCUACCACGCUCGCUUAAAAACCAGUUGCAGCGCAACGGUUCCACAGACACAGACCAAUAUGUGGUGAUGAGUUUACAGAGACAACGAAUAGAAGAGGAAUCCAACUAUUGUCCUAUUUCUCCAGGAGAUUCUGAAGCCAGCAGAUCUCCGGUGACACCAGGUACGCCUUCCUCUGCAGCAUUUCUGCACAGAGUGACACGGAUAGAUGGAGGUCAAGUACAUCGCAGUAGGGUUGGUCGGCCCACUCGCCUGGCUCUAGAAUCUCUAAGGACUCUACCAUGUAUGAGCGAACACCCCCUUCCCUCAGAGCCACGCAGCCCCGGAGAAUACAUCAACAUAGACUUUGGUAAUUCCACCCAAGACAAACUGUCCUCUGCAGUGUCAGAGAAGUGUGAGUCCUCAGUGUGUGUAGAAAGAACAUCCUCUCCACUCUCAGACUAUGCUAAUGUUGAUGUCGGCUCCUCAAGUCAGCUUGGCUCUCACCAAACAGGGGGCUCCCCCUCUGCAGGGAGCCUUCAUUGCAUACCUGAAGUCCUCACUUGCCCUAGUCUGGUGAGCGCCCACCAGAACAUGCAGGGGGGAGAGGAGGAGAAAGAGGGGGGAAGCACAGAGGGGGUCUCAGAAGAGAGGGGGAUGGUAGAGGAGUAUCCUCUCCAACAGCAGGUGAGCCUGGUGUGUCAGCCGGCUCUAGUGAAGGAUGACUACACUGAGAUGACUUUCAGUCCUCCUGUGCCUCUACCUGCUCUCUGCACCACUGAUGCUGCUCCCCUCCCCACCAGCCCCACUACAGGUGUCAAGAGACUCAGCCUGGAGGGCAGCAUCGUGGAAGGGGUUCCACCUGAGCCACUGGACUCAUUCCUCCUAGGGGGGCCUUCAUUAUCAGUCACCCUCCUAGACCCGCACAGGGGGGCCAAAGUGAUUCGGGCGGACCCUCAAGGGCGGCGGCGGCACAGCUCCGAGACCUUCUCCUCCACCACUACUGUCACCCCUGUCUGCCCAUCCUUCGCCCAUGACACCAAACGGCACAGCUCGGCCUCUGUGGAGAACGUCUCCCAGACUGUGUGCAGUUCUGAAGGACCCGACGAGGACUACAGCAGCAACAGCCCCAUGUGCAGGGAGAUGUCAGCUGGGUAUCAAAACGGACUUAACUACAUUGCCUUAAACUUGAUGGAGGGAAACCUUGGAGGGUGCCGGCUAGGGGACUCCGAUGGACUCCUGAGGUUCAAGACCGCCUGUGGGUGCAAAGGGGGCAUGAAUGGUUUCAAUACCAGCCCCUAUGCCAGCAUGGGAUUCAAGGAAACUGCUGCUGCUGUCAAAGAAUGAAGGCUUGCCCCGCCCCCUCCUCUCCUCUGCUCCCUCCCUUUUCCCUUGAACGUUGGAUUUCGCUGAAGCCAAGUGACGGGGUCGCCACAGUGACAGCUGGACCAUGCACUGCAGUCAAUGUCCUUUGACCUCUUCGCCGCCUUCGAGGGUCACGGGAAUGGCCAUCACCAUGGCAACACGGACACUUGACCCUUGCCCCAAAUCUUCCCUCCACUUUUUCUCGGCACCAAAACAUUGGGGCGCCAUCGCUGCUGCUGUAUUAGACGACUUACCAGAUGACAAGGACUUAAACAGACUUUAACUCUAGUUAUAGAUAGGUAACUAUUUAUCUCUUUGCAUAGGCCUGCAAAAUUAAUUCUGCAGUAUAUCGUUAUGCUAAUUAUUUUUAUUGUUCUUAUGCCAUUCAUACACUUUCAGAUGGUUUUCUUUUAGCUUCUGACUCUCUCACCUGAAAACCUGUGAACCAAACCUGGAGAGCAUUGUGCGCACACACAUACACGCAAAAAACAACCUGUCAUGCAUACAGAUUACAUAUAUUUAUUUAUUUAUCAUGUAUGCUUGCAUUCAAUGAAGUGUGUGUGUGUGUGUGACUUUGUAUAAAGAUUGUACUGCAAAAAAAAGAGGUGGCAUUUAUGAGCAUAUUUAAAAAUCAAAGUUAACAUUUGCUUAAAGAGAAACCCUACCUCAGCAAAAAACCAGGUUGGUACCAAUUCACACAGUAGAAAUAUAUGAAAAAUAUUUAUUUUCAGAGGUGAAUGUUUUUUAAAGAUCACCAAUCCAAAGCCUUACUCUGUCUGUCAGUUCCUGUCUGAUGGACUUUUUUUAAGUUUGGACCUAUAAACACGCAGUAUAUCAAAGAUUACGUGAUCAUUUUACCGACUGAAUGUUCAGCAGAGCCAAGUGAAAGACACAGCCUCUCUAAGAUCACCCCCCCCAGCCACAUUACGAGACAAUGUAAUAAGAUUCAGAGUAAUAUAUUUAUUAAUAUGCCAGAGAAGGAGGAUUCACAAACACUAAAGGAAUACUUGACAUCACCUUGCAUCACACAUGCAUGCAGGUGUAACAUCCCAACGCAACAGUAUGAACCAGAUCUGUGGCCUGUCUGAGCCCAAGCCUCAGCACCUCUACACACUUCACUUACUCAGCCACUGUUCUCCUGUGAUAUCCUGCACACAAACACACGCGCACACACACACAUCCUGCAGGAUGUUAUGACCUGUCACAAUAAAGGAUGGGAACCUGAAUGUUAUUUAUAUCUCGACAGCUCAGAAUCUUACAUUCUCUCACCUGAUGCCUCAUUGCAGAGCUCAGUCACACCACGUGUUUCUGGCUGGCAGGUGCAAGCAAGCAAGCGCCGAGCAAUGUGGCGAAUGCACGACCCAGUACGAGCCGCUGUUCAGUGAGCCGCUCGAACGCUCCAACCCACGGCCCCUCCGCUGAUAGUGAGCCAGGCGGGGGUGUGCUGGAGCUAAAUGCAUGGUCUUGCACUUACAAACUUUUUUAGAUUGUAACACAAGACACGUUGAAUGUAGUACACGCUGUGUUCUGAGCUGGGGAACACAUGAACCCAACGAAGACCAUGACAGACUGCAAAAACAACAAUGAAGCAUGCAGAGGUACUGCAAGGAAACUAUGACACAGACACAUGUGGAAUAAAGGAAACAAAGCAGGGGAAGUAUCUCUUUAUUUAUCUGAAUUCACUGGUACUUAACCUUUGCCUAUAUACUGUAUAUAGAAUGAUGUUGCAGAGAAUGACAUUAAAGCAGAUGCUGAGAAACUUUGAGAGAUGUUAAGUUAAAUAACUUAUGUUGUUUGUGCUGUACAUAGUAUGUGUUUGAGUGACAUUUCUGAUACAACAAAAGCACUAAUUAAGUUAUAUGCUAACCGGUAUGGUUUGGCUUUGAUUUUCUUUCUUUUUUUUAACUGUCAUGGGAUAGUCUUGUGAAAUGGAUGCCACUAUGAGGACAUUUUCUAAUGCUGUAAUUCUGACAAAAAGAUUUUCAAGAUUUAAAGAGAAAUCAUUAAUACUUGACACAAUUAAUUCUUAGGUACAACACAAAUGGCAUAUAUGCAAUAUUUACACUUUUGAAAAUUAGUUUACAAAGACGUACCAAAUGUAUAAAUACUGUUAAUAAUGUUUGUUAACCUUAUGAAUCAGAUUUUUGCUGUUUGUAAGUUUUUUUCCUCCAAAUUUGAAAUGAAAACUUUUUUCUGUGUGUUUUUUGCUAAUCAAGCCUCUUGAUGUUUUGAGCAGUGUUUUUUGCAUUUGGAUAAUGUUUCAAGUUUUUAUUCAGCAUCUAAAGGUUACGAUAUGGGCCCUGGCUUCUUCUUGCUGUGUCUUUUCAUUGUACAUAUUUCAUAUCUUGCAUAUUGUGAUGCUACUAAGAGACGAUAAUUUAAACUUAGUUCAUUGCUUUAGAUUGUAUUGAUUCUUUAUAGACACAUGCAAUAAAUAAUGAUGUUAUUUAAGAAA
Messenger RNA from Notolabrus celidotus (New Zealand spotty), 6101 nucleotides. It is a transcript of the gene irs2b, whose product is annotated as insulin receptor substrate 2b. Gene Ontology annotation, biological process: insulin receptor signaling pathway. The coding region runs from base 254 to 3628 and encodes 1124 amino acids. Lineage: Eukaryota; Metazoa; Chordata; Actinopteri; Labriformes; Labridae. Gene Ontology annotation, molecular function: phosphatidylinositol 3-kinase binding; insulin receptor binding. Gene Ontology annotation, cellular component: plasma membrane; cytosol. The transcript has 2 exons. The record is from RefSeq and is a predicted model, not a curated record.